CUAAGGUGCCAGGGCGUCAAUGUUCUGCUUACCAUGUAAAUCUAGUUGAUAUUUAGUUUGUAUAAUAACGCAGACAGCGCCACGCCCCUUCCCACUUCUUCACGCAGAAAGAACAUUUCCCGCCAAAUCAAUCAUUGUUUGGGACCUACAGAAGUAUAAAGGCAUCAACAACUUGAGACAUGCUAUGAUUGUCAAAAAGGACUAAGCCAGCUUCCAGGCACUUUAGCAUUACCAAGUUCGAUAAAGGAUAAUAUUUAUUCAAUAAAAUCCUUCCUAAAAACUAGCUGUCGGAUUGGUACUUCAUUGGUUCCAAUUACAACAAAGUUAAUCAAAUUUUAUCAUCAGAAAACGGCUGGUCUCGUUUCGUAUACCUCAACGGUCGGUCUCGCUUUUCUUAACUCCCGGAGAAAAGCGAGAAUGCAAAACGAAACCGGUAAUGUAUCAACUACUGUAGCAGCAUCACCUUCAAACACUGAGCUGUGCAAGGAAUAUACAAAUGCAAUAUUUUUUGGUUUUGGAAUGUCUCCUUUUGCGAUGGUAGCAAUUCUAAUUAUAUCCCUAUUCGAGCGAAGACGAUACAAAUCUGAUAUUUGUUAUGGAAAACCCGGACUACCAUUGCCCAUUAAUUUUCUGGAUGGCACAUCUUACUCAGUUGCCAACGCAGCUGCAUUUGGGUGUACCUUGGAACAUAUCCUUGUUUAUCUGUUCUCUGGCAAAAUAUCAGUGAACAGAUGGUUGGUGGCUAUAGUGUUGUUCCUUCUGACUUUCCUAGCCGCAUUGGUGUUUUAUCCCAUUUUCGCUUGUUUGAAUUCACCAUCCAGAGUAUUCGGUUCUCUUGUAGGAUUUCUGUACACGUUCCUGUUAUUAUUAGUUUUGCUUGCAAGAGGCUAUUUAUGUGAAGAAUCUGGUUGGAAUUGGGCUCUUCACGCUGUUACACUUGUCAGUGAAAUCUACAUCAUGAUUUUGUUUGUCUAUCGAUUUGUCACAGCCAUCCUCAAAAAAUCGAAAUUUCACAAAGAACUCCUAGUAAAGAUUGACCAAGUAAUGCAUGUUAAGGAACUUCUGGUGGCACCCAAAUCAAAAAUAGAGGGGAACGAUAUCAAACAAAGAAUCAUUACGUAUUCAGAAACUGUUUUAGCAGAGGCAAAGCUAUGUUGUCUUCACAAGAGCCUGUAUCGGUGUACAACUCGAACUCUUGCUAUCAAUACCAUUGUUUUGCUUGUGUUUUACUCGAAUUUUCUAUUGACGUUUCAACUUGGAGAAAUAACGGAGAGUUCGUUAUCGAAAUGGGCGGCUCUUUACUCUACUCUCUCGUUAAAUGGUUGCGAACAGAUUAAAAUUUUAUCGGAAGUGAUCAGAGUGUCCUUGAUAGUCGGCAACAUUCUGUCUGCUGUUUAUCUAAUAACCAACAUGAUCCUUAUCUACCGGUCUCAGAGACAACAUCUUAUGAAAAGAUGGAGAGGGGACAAAUCUUUCAUUCCCACUCAAUGCAGACUUGAUCACUCAGAAAAACUGGUAAAAAAUCUUAUGUAUGCAGGGCACCAGGUUUCAUACCUUAUUGGAGGUUAUAUUUUUUUCCAGAUUUUGGUGUUUGUCUCAUGCCUCUUGUUAUCUUACUUUUGUAUUUUGCCAAUAAUGAAAAAGGUUCCAGAAGAGUUUUUGAUACCUCUGGAAUUUGUGUUACCUGGUGUGAUCUUUUUGUUUGUCCUGAGAUUCAUCCUUCGAUUCAUCAGCAGUCGUGUGUUCCUACAAAAUCAUUAUCUAAGUUCUGACAAUGGCAAGCACUGGGAAAGAGCAUUGGCUCUGGAUAACAGACGGGUAUACCAGAACUUGUCAUUCUUCCUGUUUUUCUACUAUAUCCUGACUGGGUUGUACCGAUGUAUAUUCCGUGUCAUGACUUCUAUCUGUAUAAAUACAUUCUACAUUGCACGUAUGGACAAACCAUUACUGAUUCCUGGAUUUGAGCGUUUUGACAUAGGAUAUAUGACUUAUCUUGGAUUCUUGGAGGUUGAGCUUCAUCAAUGUCACCCAGUAGUUGUGGUGUGCUGUGAUUUGCUUAUGAAAUCUGUGAAUCACUUAUCAUCAAACCAGGAAACAAGCUUGGAGUCCCCGAUGGAUGCACAUAAAAGAAAUAUAAUGUCCAAAAUUUACACACGAAAAGUGAGAAACAAGUGGCAAAAGAUGAAGACAUUGAUCUUAAACCAGAAUCUUUGUAAGGAAUCGAAAUCAAAUGUUUCUUUUCAACAGCCUCAGCAAGCCAAGUUAAAUUUAGUUCACUGAAAUGCUUACAAUAAAUAGUUUCUUUUUAAAAGUUUAAUUUGCUUAGCGAUUACUUAUUGUUUUAAUUUGUCAGAUGUAUUUGAGUUAUGGUUAAAAUGCAAUUCUA
Molecule: messenger RNA, 2386 nt
Organism: Magallana angulata
Lineage: Eukaryota; Metazoa; Mollusca; Bivalvia; Ostreida; Ostreidae
Product: stimulated by retinoic acid gene 6 protein-like
Exons: 19
Coding region: 418-2280 (620 amino acids)
Biological process (GO): vitamin A import into cell
Cellular component (GO): plasma membrane
Molecular function (GO): signaling receptor activity; retinol transmembrane transporter activity
Source: RefSeq, a predicted model, not a curated record